AUGAGCGUUCAGGGAUUUCAACAAGUUUUGCAAGGACCCUUUGCAAACUAUCUUCAAGCAUCCAGUCACAUCGGUGGAGUUGUUGCCGAACAUGCCAAAAUUGUUCACGAAGCUUUUCAAGCUCAAUUGCAAUAUUUAUCCUUAGCUGCUCAAUCUAGUAAACCGUCACAACCGGAAGAGACGAAAUUGUUACAGCCCACGUCUCAGAAAAUUGAAGCAAUUCAAAGUUUUAGAGAAAAACAUAGGACGAGUGAAUUUUUCAAUCAUUUAUCAGCCAUAUCCGAAAGUAUUCCUGCUUUGGGAUGGGUCGUUGUCAGUCCAGCUCCGGGUCCUUUCGUCAAAGAAAUGAACGAUGCCGGACAAUUUUUCACCAAUCGAGUUCUUAAAGAAUGGAAAGAAAAGGAUAAAAUUCACGUGGACUGGACGAAAGCGUGGGUUCAAACACUUUCGGAAUUGCAAGCGUUCGUCAAACAAUAUCACACGACCGGUUUGGUUUGGGGCGGCACGAAUCCUCCGAAAGUAAGCGGUAAUGCACCGCCGCCGCCACCCGGUGGUAGCGUUCCACUUCCGCCACCUAUGCUCGACCUUCUGGGAGACGGAGCACCGACGAUGAACGCGGGACAAGAUAGAAGCGCACUUUUUGCAGAAAUAAAUCAAGGGGAAAACAUAACGAGAAAUUUGAAACGAGUCACGCCGGAAAUGCAAACGCAUAAAAAUCCCGCCAUGAGAGCAGGACCGGCUCCGUUUAAACCUCCACCUCCCGUCUCUAUACAGAAUCAAACUCCGAGACCGUUCAAAGCGACGAGUCCACCGGAAAAACCCGCCAGAUUCGGUAGAGAAGGAAAAAAAUGGUUUAUCGAAUAUCAAAAGGGUAAUCAUCAACUCGUCGUGGACAAUGCGGAAAUGAACAACGUCGUGUACGCAUUCAAAUGCACGGAUUCGACUCUCGUCGUCAAGGGUAAAAUCAAUUCGAUAUUUUUGGAUUCGUGUAAGAAGACUGCUGUCGUUUUCGACAGCGUCGUAUCCAGCAUCGAAUUCGUCAAUUGUCAAUCCGUUCAAAUGCAAGUAUUGGGUGCCGUGCCGACGAUAUCCAUCGACAAAACGGACGGUUGUCAAAUUUAUUUAAGUCAAGACUCUCUCAACGUUGAAAUCGUAUCGUCAAAAUCGUCGGAAAUGAACGUGCUCGUACCAACGGGAACGGGAGAUUUCAAAGAGUUUCCGGUUCCGGAACAAUUCAAGACAACGGUGAGCAAACAAGGUUUGACUACGACAGCCGUCGAAAGCAAGGGUUAA
Pediculus humanus corporis (human body louse) is the source of this 1293-nucleotide messenger RNA. Its product is annotated as adenylyl cyclase-associated protein, putative. Gene Ontology annotation, cellular component: cytoplasm. NCBI's taxonomy places the organism in Eukaryota, Metazoa, Arthropoda, Insecta, Psocodea, Pediculidae. The record is from RefSeq and is a predicted model, not a curated record. The transcript is spliced from 7 exons. Gene Ontology annotation, molecular function: actin binding; adenylate cyclase binding. Gene Ontology annotation, biological process: cell morphogenesis; cytoskeleton organization; regulation of adenylate cyclase activity. The coding region runs from base 1 to 1293 and encodes 430 amino acids.